UGGUGUUGGGCAAUUGUUGGUGGGUUUCUUACUGGGGGUCUCGUGAUGGAUGUCCCAACAUCACCCAGUUGGAACACUGCAUGCUCAUCUGUAUCCUUGACAAACUAUUGUGGUUAUAUUUGUAUCCUGGCAACUGGCAGUUAAAGCACAGCGGGUGGUUUUGUGGGUCAGGUAUUCAGUGGAUGUUUGGUCAAUAUACAGAAGACUGAAGACAUUUUUAAUGUUUUUCAAGAUGCACGGUGAGUUUUAAUGCGGUUUCAUUUGGCCUUGACUUUACAAUUAAUUAAAACCUGAUGUUCAAAUGGAUACAUUUAUUCAUUUUUUUUCCUUUUUUUUGCCUAGCUCUUCUUGUUUUAAUAGUUUUCCAGUGCAUACACGUAGCAUGGCUUCAAUCCUGUAUAGAUACAGAAACGGACUAUGUUUGCAAGGAGAUUCCGAGAGAUUAUCCUGCUGGCCUGACAUCUUUGAUUCUCUUUGUGAGUGAUUUAGGAGAAAUCAACUCGUCUAUGUUUAACAGUACAAAUCUGACCUCAGUGACCAGUUUAACCAUGACACAAGCUGGGGUCACCGCAGUGGCACCACAAACCUUCGAUAAGUUCCUCAACCUCAAAACUCUCAUUUUGGACAGUAAUCAUCUUUCUCAUGUCUCUUCUGAAUGGUUCAGUCAUCCUGACGCACUCGAAACCCUCCGACUGUCAAAUAAUCAAAUAACUACAUUGGAUCGUAAUUCUCUUUUUGGGAUGACAAAUCUUCUAGCUUUAAACUUGUCUCGGAAUUAUAUUUACACUAUAACUCGUACCAGUUUUAUGGGUAUGAGUAAACUAAGGCAACUGGAUCUGUCAAACAAUAACCUGACAAAUCUGAGUGUUGAUGUCUUGCGUCCCCUCAACGGCACCAAGAUCCGUCUGGAUGGAAACCGGUGGGACUGCUCGUGCUCUGUACAGGACUUUGCAAACUUCCUGAGAGGUCUGCAGAAUGCCUCUCUGUUGGAGAAUGAGAUGAUGGUGUCCUGCAGAAGCCCUCCGGAGUUGAAAGAUAAACCUGUUUGGCAGGUGCCAGAGUGUAACAUCCAAACAACUGAACAUCCCACCACUACGAACCCCGUCACCGGCCGCCCCGCCACCGGAGGGCCUACCAGUACAACCAAAUCACUUCCAAUGAAACCUUCCACUUUAAUCAGUUUAAUUGUGGUACUUUGUGCCCUGGUACUUGUCAUCUGUGUCCUUUCAGUGUUGUAUCAUCGGAAACGAGAGAGGAAACAUCUACAAGCCAUUAAACCUUCUCCAGCGACCACAGAGAGAGAAACAACAAAGAACAACAGAGGAGGAGUUCAAUCUAAAAUUCUUGAACCAACAGAAACCACCACAACACAGAUGUUCCCGAGGUCACACCAGACCAGAGCUGCAGAUGAGAUGAUGUCCCAGAUUAAUUACAUUUAUUCUUCAGGGAUCUAUCAAUGCAGAGAACCCAUUAAGCGCGUCAGCUCCGCAGGUCCAAUUCUCUGCAUGACGGAGACGUUUUGGAAAGAGAUGGAGACAGACGCGGACACUGAAAAAGUCCGCACAAUGAAGCAAGAUGAGUAUUACGAUGGAUGCGUGAGAUCAGAACAUCGGGAGGAAAAUGUGAGAGGGAAUGCUGGUGUGUGUGACGGGGUGGAGCAUAAGAAUGAUGGACAAAUGAGAAUAGAGUUGGAUGAGCAAAACACAAGCUUGAAGGAUGAGGUCAGUAACGCCACGGAGAAGCUGGGGUCACGUGACGAUGGACUAGAUAAAGAAACUGAUGAGACUAAAGCUGGAACAAGUAUGGACAGUGAGGUGAAUACUUAUGAGGAACGACUUGAUUGUGACUUAAUAGAAGGUGCAGAAGCAAACCGAGCUAUUCCACAUGGAGAACGUAGCACUGACCAGGUUAUGGAGAACGCGGAGAACUUACCUUACCUCACCAUCGGUGCAGAUCUAGAAAAGCAGACCUCUGUGGUUGAACGAAACACCGCUCCAGACGGGAACAGAUCAGGACCUUUACGAUCCAUUCGACGUGUUCUUACCUGGCCCCCGACUGCAGUUCAAUGGAAGAAGCAGUGGGUACAAAACCAGCACGUGCUCAAUGUCUUUCCCAAACUUAUAUUUGUAACCGGUUACAUGCCGUUUCAGCACAGCGUUUAUCCCACAACCCUCCCCAUUGCCCCACAGUUCAACGCUCUCGAGUUUUUACCAGAAAACGCACUCCCACGAGAUGAUGUUAUUGAUGGAGACACUCGCUGGGGAAACGUUAAGUCCUGCACUCGGAAAAUCCUACAUUUCAAUGCCCAGGAGUCCUCCUUGUCUGGGAAUACAUCACCAGGGAUGGAUGUCAGAACCAUAUCAACAGCGGAAACUCGGAGGUCAGACUUAUUUUCCCAAAACUCACCUAUUGAUGAGAGUGAUGCCCGCUCUCAACUGUUCACCGUCCUUCAUCCAUCAUCUGGUGGCAGCGAUUCAGGAGAGAAGAUAAACAAUGCAGAUGAUGUGAAGAAAACUCCGAGCAUUGCGAAAAAGAGACGGCGUGACCUGAAAAGGUCAGAAUUGAGAAAGCAGUCCAGGCGAGAUGAGAACGCAGCGAGGGCUCAGAAGAACGAUCAGACGGUCCAGAAGAAUGAUACCAGACCUCAUGUUUGAGAUUCUCCAAAAGACGCCAGUCUGGAGCACACAUCCAUAGGCCUGUUACGCGAGGUGGUGGAAAAUCAUGGGCGUUGGACCCGGGCGAGGUGGAGACAAACACAAAUAAAUAAAGAUAAACUCAAACAGCAACGCCAGUCGACGGUUGUUGAGAGUCGCUAGAUGGUGGCUGUGUAUUUCAUAUUCUUUGAUAUAUCUGUGUGCAAGACAUUAAAAAAUGAAAUUAUGUAACAUAUGGUAUGAUGAUCUAUGGCUACUGUAAUAACAAGCAAUUAUUCAAAUUCGUCAUUUACUGUAAUGGGGAAAUCUGUUGAUCCUGUAAUUACAAAAUAAAGCUCUUAAUUUAUAAACUGGGAUUUAAAAUAAAACACAAAAAUAUAUAUAGAAUGAAAAAGAAAUAAUAUUGUCCAGUUUCCCAAACUAGGAAGUGUUAAAGAAAUAUCUGUACCGGUGUACUUUUAUAAAAGUCUUUAUAAAGUAGUUUUUUCACGUGGGCCACCACAAAAAUUGCUAAUCAUGUUCUGGUAAAGUUAGGAUAAUAUAGUUUAUCAAUACUGCAUACUAUUUACAUAUGACAUCUUCCUGCAGUAAAAAUCACAACUACGCUUUUAUUCGAAUCAUUUAAUAUUUUGAUACAGCCUCGUUGCAAUACCGCUAACGGCCACCGGGGGCAGCGGCAAGCACGAACACAUUCAUUGAUUAAUAUCCAUUUGUAAAUAAUAAUACAGCCACAUCGUUUCUGGCUGCAUGCAGCAUUUAUUCAUUCUAACACGUUCGUACAGAAAUUGUACAAAAUUUAGAAGUCUGUGAAAUAUUCAGCAGAUCAGCACAAUCCAAAAAACAGGAGCCAGCAAAUGUAAACAUGAAUCUCUGACACAUUUGGCAAGAUUAGGACAUGCAUGGUCCGAGUUUUUUCCGUCACUACUGGAGAGAAAACAAACGAAACACUUGUAAAGUACGACAGCUGUGAUCAGCUGAUAAAUACAUCUGUAUUAAAUACUAGGGAACUAGUAAAAAAUAGAAGAUAUCUGCAGGCUGUCAUUUUAACAUGCAAAUCUUUUUCAAUAUGAUGCAUGGAAAAUGAUUAAAUGUUAUUAAACCAAAAACAUUCCCAAGGCAGUUUGCAUGAGAAAGGUUGAUAGAAAAUGUAGGCCAACAGCUUCUGUUUUCUACUGACAGACUGGUGAACUCAUAAUACUGCUAUAAAAUAAAUAAACGGAUAUGCUAAAACAAGGCAGAAAACACAAUAAUGAAAUAAACGCAAUAGCUACAAAGAUUUCCAAUUGUAUCACAUCAUUAACCAUCUACCCCCUUCCCUUUUACAGUAUAUAUGCAACAUUACAGUCGUUUCUGUGAGUGGAAAUCCAUGUUUUCUGUUCUAUUAUACAGAUGAAUAAAAAUGUAUAUAGGCCUAAUAAAUAAAUAAAAACAAUUGUCAGCUCUACAUAAUAAACAUCAACUCCUUAUACACGUUCACAUAAAAAAUGACAUAAUGGAAUACAUCUUACAAGCAGGCAAAAAAAAGUAGCAAACAAAAGAUUUGCUAAAUCUGUGUCAGACACCAGAAAGUCCCCUGAAGUCACAAAACUGUUUUCAUAUCACCUUUCAACAUGGCUCUAAUUGUAACUAAAGGCUUGUUUUUUUUACGUAAUACUGUAUAUUAAUUGUGUGUGUGUGUGCGCGUGCGUGCGUGCGUGUUAAAGGGUUACGGUGUACUGCUCUAUCAAGAGAGCUUAGUGCAAAAGUGGCAAAUUCAAAUAAUUUAUAUUGUAGUAAAUAUUUCAUAAAUGAUCGGUAGCAUAAUGUUGAAAUUGACAAAAUGAACAAAAAUUGAAACUGAACAAAAAACAGAUAAUUGAAUAUGAUUCAAAAUGCUGUUGAUACAGCAAUAAAACAAACAAAUGAAAAACACUUGUUAGACAAUUCAAACACAUAAAAUCUAUAUUACAUAUCCUAAUAUUUACUAUUGUAUAACUCACACACUCAAGUCAUAAUUCAUGAGUUUCAGAUCAAUACUGUACAAUAGCAUUUAAACAACGUUCAUUCAAUACUUCUGAUGCUUGUGCGUUACCUUCAUGGAUGAUGUGUUUGCCUUAAAAUAUUCCUUACUUUUUUGCAAUAAAAAGCAUGUUAAAUGUUACGGCAAAGGACAUGAUCACAGCUGAGAUCAUGUGAUGGAUCAACAAUAUGUUUAAACAGUUGCAGUUUGGGAAUACCAAUAAAUAAACAAUAUCCUUUGUGCUUUAAGGACAAAUCACGACAAAAUACUGUGAAUACUUAAGAGGUCACUGCAUGAGCAUGUAAAAGAAUACGUGGUUAACUUAUAUGUACAAAUAUACUGUAUAUAUACUAUGUGCUCUGUUCAAAAUAUAGCACUGAUGUAAACUAGUUCUGUGUGUUACAGGGCUUUGACAUCACCAGCGUUCUGGUCCAAUCAGAUGAACUGACUGACGUGACUGUGUUUGUUUUCUUCUGUCCGUAGCUGCGCACAUGAAUACUGCGUUACGUAAUGCUCUGUGAUGUAUAUACUGCCCUACUGUAUAUAUCCAAAGUGCUUGGACGUUGUGUUUGGUCCAGAGUGACUCAUAACAACCCAAUCUUACACAGUCUUAAAUAUA
Triplophysa rosa is the source of this 5272-nucleotide messenger RNA. RefSeq lists its product as uncharacterized. Bases 294 to 2654 code for a protein of 786 amino acids. Gene Ontology annotation, cellular component: plasma membrane. The record is from RefSeq and is a predicted model, not a curated record. The transcript is spliced from 4 exons. Gene Ontology annotation, molecular function: protein binding. NCBI's taxonomy places the organism in Eukaryota, Metazoa, Chordata, Actinopteri, Cypriniformes, Nemacheilidae.